AUGAAAAUCAAGGCCAUCAGCCGGUCGGUGGCCUCGCAGCAGGCUCCCGGCUCUGACGCCCCAAAGCAGUCUCGCAACCUCGACUCGGCGCUGCACCCGUUCGAGCGCGCGCGCGAGUACAAGAGGGCUCUCAAUGCGGUCAAACUGGAGCGCCUGCACGCGGCGCCCUUCAUCGCGCAGCUCGGCCGGGGCCACGUCGACGGCGUGUACUCGAUGGCCAAGGACCCGAGCUCGCUGGAGCGCUUCGCGAGCGGCAGCGGCGACGGCGUGGUCAAGGUCUGGGACCUGACGACGCGUGAGGAGGCAUGGCACACGACGGCGCACGAGAACAUCGUCAAGGGCCUGGCGUGGACGCGCGACCAGAAGCUGCUGACGUGCGCGGCGGACCGCACCAUCAAGCUGUUCGACCCGCAGCACACGCCGAGCGGCUCGGCGCCCAUCUCCUCGUGGCUCGGCCAGGGUGCCUUUUCCGCGCUCUCGCACCACCGUGCGCGCGGCGCGUUUGCGGCCGCGUCGGGCGGCUCCAUCGCCGUAUAUGACCUGGAGCGGCACACGGCGGCGCCCGAGGUGCUGCAGUGGCCGACGUCGACCGACACGGUAACGGACGUGUCCUUCAGCCCCGUCGAGACGUCCGUGCUGGCCUCGUGCGGCGCGGACCGCGGCGUCGUGCUGUACGACCUGCGCACGUCGACGCCCGUCACGCGGACGGUGCUUAGCUUUGCCAGCAACCGCGUCGCCUGGUCGCCGAUGGAGGCGUACCACCUCGCCACCGCGUCCGAGGACCACAACGCGUACCUCUUCGACGUGCGGCGCUUCGACCGCGCCCUCAACGUGCUCAAGGACCACGUCGCCGCCGUCACCGACGUCGAGUGGGCGCCCACCGGCCAGGAGCUCGUCACCGCCUCCUGGGACCGCACCGUGCGCCUCUGGCGCCGCGACGGCGGCCACUCCCGCGACGUCUACCACACCAAGCGCAUGCAGCGCGUCACCGCCGCCCGCUGGACGCCCGACUCGAAAUACGUCCUCUCUGGCUCCGACGACGGCAACGUGAGGCUGUGGCGCGCCGAGGCGUCCGCGCGCCAGGGCGUCAAGUCGGCCCGCCAGCGACAGGCGCUCGAGUACAACGGCGCGCUCGUCGAGCGCUACGGCCACAUGCCCGAGAUUCGCCGCAUCAAGCGCCACCGCCACCUGCCGACGGUCGUCAAGAAGGCCGGCGAGAUCAAGAAGGUCGAGCUCGCGUCCAUCAAGCGCAAGGAGGAGAACGAGCGCAAGCACACCAAGAAGCAGUUCGAGAAGAGGCAGAGCGAAAGGGAGAAGAUGAUCCUGGCGAGGCAGAAGUAA
Cordyceps fumosorosea ARSEF 2679 is the source of this 1341-nucleotide messenger RNA. Its product is annotated as U3 small nucleolar RNA associated protein. The record is from RefSeq and is a predicted model, not a curated record. Gene Ontology annotation, biological process: maturation of SSU-rRNA from tricistronic rRNA transcript (SSU-rRNA, 5.8S rRNA, LSU-rRNA). NCBI's taxonomy places the organism in Eukaryota, Fungi, Ascomycota, Sordariomycetes, Hypocreales, Cordycipitaceae. The transcript has a single exon. Gene Ontology annotation, molecular function: protein binding. Bases 1 to 1341 code for a protein of 446 amino acids. Gene Ontology annotation, cellular component: nucleolus; small-subunit processome.